AUGAAGCUUCAAAUCAUUCAAUCUUUUGCACUUUUGCUUCUUACAUGCUUCGGGAAAGUUUGGGGGGAUGGUUCGCAUACCAAUAAUUGGGCAGUACUUGUGUCUACAUCUCGUUUUUGGUUCAAUUAUAGACACAUGGCUAAUGUGUUAAGCAUGUACCGUACGGUAAAAAGGCUUGGGAUUCCUGAUUCUCAGAUUAUAUUGAUGUUAAGUGAUGAUAUUGCAUGUAAUUCUAGAAACCUGUUUCCUGGUGCGGUUUUUAACAACGCAGAUCGAGCUAUCGAUUUGUAUGGACAGUCAGUUGAGGUUGAUUACAGAGGUUACGAGGUCACUGUUGAAAAUUUCAUUAGAUUACUAACGGAUAGGUGGGAUGAUGUGCAACCGAAGUCUAAACGGCUUAUGACAGAUGAAAACUCUAAUAUUUUUAUAUAUAUCACAGGUCAUGGAGGCGAAGAUUUCUUAAAGUUUCAAGAUGCGGAAGAGAUUUCGUCAUAUGAUAUCGCAGAUGCGUUUGCACAAAUGUGGGAGAAGAAGCGUUAUAAUGAGAUUUUUUUCAUGAUAGAUACGUGCCAGGCGAAUACGAUGUAUUCCAGAUGUUAUUCACCCAAUGUUCUAGCUGUUGGUUCAAGUGAGCUAGACGAAAGUUCUUAUUCUCAUCAUUCAGAUGUUGAAAUUGGGGUAGCAGUCAUUGAUAGGUUUACCUAUUAUACACUAGAAUUUAUGGAACAAAUUAAGAAGAAUUCUACAGCAACCCUCCAGGAUCUUUUUGAUUACUACACAUUUGAGAAGGUUCAUUCACAUGUCGGUGUUCGGAAAUAUUUAUAUGAGAGAGACACUGCCGAAGUUUUAAUAACAGAUUUCUUUGGUAAUGUGCAGAAUAUUAUACUGGAUGAUGAGGAAACCACGGACGCAGGAGCUGGUAUUGCAGGAACACAGGAACAGAGAAAUGACAUAUUGGACUUCACUAUCGCAAGGAACUUAAGUCGUACUCCAGAAACAAUAUCCAAAGAGAAUCCAAGAGUGACGCAGGUGGUAAAAAGUACCGAAGUUAAUAAAGAUGGAGCAUUAUAUCAAGGUUCUAUCGAAUCAUAUAAUCGUUCUCUAGUAAAAGCAUUUGGGACUUUAUUGCUAUUAUCUCUAAGUCUAUCACUAUACGCUCAAAAGGAGAACACAAGCCUCGAUUCUUAUAAUACACUGUAUAAAGCUACUUAA
Molecule: messenger RNA, 1212 nt
Organism: Eremothecium cymbalariae DBVPG#7215
Lineage: Eukaryota; Fungi; Ascomycota; Saccharomycetes; Saccharomycetales; Saccharomycetaceae
Gene: GPI8
Product: GPI-anchor transamidase
Exons: 1
Coding region: 1-1212 (403 amino acids)
Biological process (GO): attachment of GPI anchor to protein; protein localization to cell surface; proteolysis
Cellular component (GO): GPI-anchor transamidase complex
Molecular function (GO): GPI-anchor transamidase activity
Source: RefSeq, a predicted model, not a curated record